GAAGAGACUGAAGGAGAUGAGUACGAGCUGUAUCAUGUGGUUUGACAUCACCAUCUUCAUCAUCGUCAUCAUCAUCCUGCUGGCCAUCAUUCAGGGGCGCAUAUGCAAAUGAGAGCCCAGAACAGAUAGGAGGCCUGUGCCCCACCCUUGAGGUAUGCCCCAGCCCCACCCGCUGGGAACAAAAGAGACUAUAAAAGAUAAGGUGUCCAUACCUUCUCCCCCAAUCUGCCAGCGAGUCUCCGGUCUCUGGUCUGAUUGUGUGUCCUACUGACCUACUGUGUGAUCUACUGUGUGACCUACUGUGUGACCAUCACCAUGAGGAUCAACAACCCUAUCAUCCCAUACGAUGGACCCAUCCAGGGCGGUUUGAAGCCCGGGAUGACUGUGUACUUCAAGGGAACUGUUCACCAUAAUAUCGCCAGGUUCCACAUUAACCUGCAGGCUCAUUGUGACCGAACCAUGCACUUCAACCCCCGUUUCAAGCCCGAACAGGUGGUAGUGUUCAACACCUUUAGACACCGCAGAUGGGAACGCGAGGAAAGGGUUCAGAAGAUGCCCUUUACCCCAGGGAAGAGCUUUGAGGUGCUCUUCGCAGUCACAUGUGAGGGUUACCAGGUGGUUGUGAACGGUGCUCCCUUCUACUUGUUCAAGCACCGUAUACCGGUGGAGCGUGUAACUGGCCUACAGAUUGCCGGGGAUGUCUCCAUGGAGACCGUCAUCAUUGGGGUGAGCAGGAGCAUCCUACACUUAAGCUUGGGCAGCGAGCUGCUGGGUGGCUCGUUUGAUUUAGGCGCCAUGCUGCAGUGCGUGGGCAAGCCUCACCACCUUGAAUCAAAUCCAGACCCAGCCAGAACCGACUGUGGCCGGUAG
This is a messenger RNA of Anguilla rostrata (American eel), 870 nucleotides long. Its product is annotated as galectin-6-like. NCBI's taxonomy places the organism in Eukaryota, Metazoa, Chordata, Actinopteri, Anguilliformes, Anguillidae. The transcript has 5 exons. Gene Ontology annotation, molecular function: carbohydrate binding. Bases 316 to 870 code for a protein of 184 amino acids. The record is from RefSeq and is a predicted model, not a curated record.